AUGCUGCCAGGGCGCUGGCGGCUGGAGGGGCGGCGGUGGCGGCGCACCGAGCCGGCUGUGGUGCUCCGCGCCCUCUACAACUACGCAUACCGUGCUGAGGACGGGCGGCAGGUGGCCAUGGCUGCUGGGGAGCAGUUCCUGCUACUCCACAAAGCCAACGAGGACUGGUGGCAGGUGAGACGGGCCAGCGAGCCCCGCUGGGCUCGGCCCUUCUUCGUCCCUGCUACCUACGUGGCCGAGCUGGACCCUGGUGACGCUGGGAGACAGAGCAUGCUGCCCCCCAGCCAGCCUGCAGGCAUGAGCCUGCCACCACAGUACCCCUCACUGGAGAACCUGUGUGGCCCACCACUGACCCCCCCCCAGGAGGCCAGGCUGACCCCCAACCGCCCCGAGGGCUGCUGCAUCAGCACCAGCCAGCUGACAGAGGGGGCCCUGCCCACCCCCUCCCCAGCCCUGUCACGGUGCCAGUCCCAGCAGGACCUGCUGGCCCAGGGCAUUGGGCCCGCCGAGCCCCCCAGGACCACGGCACGCUGGAGCUCCAGGGAUGCUGGGGUUCCCGGUGGCACCGUGAGCCACGGCCGGACCCUCGCCCACCACAGCCUGGAGGACCAGGCAGCAGCCCCCCAGCCCUCCCUGGCCCCGGCCCAGCCCCCGCCCUGCAUCCCCACUCUGCCCACUGAGGUGCAGAAGGCCGGGCAGCUCAACAGGACCAAGAUCGCUGAGGGUGGAAGGAAACUCAGGAAGAGCUGGGGGGUCUCCUGGGUGGUGCUGGCCGGGAACAGCCUCAUCUUCUACAAGGAGUCCAAGGGGCCGGCACCCACUGCCUGGUGCCCUGCCAGCAGCUGUCCCGAGAGCAGCGUGGACUUGCGGGGGGCUGCCCUGGAUUGGGCCCGUGACCUCUCCAGCAAGAAGAACGUCAUCCAUCUCCGCACUGUGACGGGUAACGAGUUCCUGCUGCAGUCGGACCAAGAGGCCACCAUCCAGGAGUGGUCCCGGGCUAUCCGGGGGGUCAUCCGCCGGCUGGACCUGGAGAACCCUGUGGACGUGCCUGUGGGUUGGCUGCACCGCGGGGACACCGGGGGGGAGCUCAGCGGGGAUGAGGACGAGGCACCGCGGGUCACUGAGGGGGCCAGGGCUCCAGGUGCCCCCCACACCCCCGAUGCCUCAGAGAAGAAGCGGGUGAAGAGCAAGCUGAGGCGCUUCAUCAUCAAGCGGCCCCCGCUCCAGAGCCUGCAGGAGAAGGGGCUCAUUCGAGACCAGGUGUUCGGGUGCCGCCUGGAUGCCCUGUGCCAGCGGGAGAGCACCACAGUGCCCCGCUUCGUCCGGCUCUGUGUGGAGGCCGUUGAGGAGAGAGGCCUUGAUGUUGACGGGAUCUACCGGGUCAAUGGGAACCUGUCUGUGAUCCAGAAGCUGCGUUUUGCCGUGGACCGGGAGCGAGCCGUGACCUCGGACGGACGCUAUGUCUUCCCUGAGCAGCUGUGCCAAGAGGAGCGACUCAGCCUGGCAGACCCCGAGUGGAGCGAUGUCCACGUGGUGACCGGUGCCCUCAAGCUUUUUUUCCGGGAGCUGCCCGAGCCCCUAGUGCCCUACGAGUUCUUCAACCCUUUCAUUGAAGCUAUCAAGCUGCCAGACCCCCAGGAGCAGGUGGAGCGGGUGGCUGAGCUGGUGAAGAGCCUGCCCCCCGUCAACUAUGCCACCCUGCGCUACCUCCUGGCUCACCUCUGCCGGGUGAUGGAGCGGGUAGAUGUCAACCGCAUGACACGCCAGAACAUCGGCAUCGUGUUUGGGCCAACACUGCUGCGGCCGGAGCGGGAGCCGGGCAGCCUGGCGGCGGGCAUGGCCCAGCAGAACAAGGCCGUGGAGCUGCUGCUGGCACACUUUGACCGCAUCUUCCCUGCGCCCCCCUGA
Haliaeetus leucocephalus (bald eagle) is the source of this 1908-nucleotide messenger RNA. RefSeq names its product Rho GTPase activating protein 9 (gene ARHGAP9). NCBI's taxonomy places the organism in Eukaryota, Metazoa, Chordata, Aves, Accipitriformes, Accipitridae. Gene Ontology annotation, cellular component: cytoplasm. Gene Ontology annotation, molecular function: protein binding; phospholipid binding. The transcript has 16 exons. Gene Ontology annotation, biological process: signal transduction; regulation of GTPase activity. The coding region runs from base 1 to 1908 and encodes 635 amino acids. The record is from RefSeq and is a predicted model, not a curated record.